AAAUGUUAUUUAAGUCACCCUCUCCCUCUCUCUCUCUCUCUCUCAUGGAAGACACACUCAGAGGGGGGAAGAGAGAGAAGACAGAGCUUUGUUUUUGUUUUUUCCACUCUAUUUCUGGAGGGAAAAUACUGCUUCCUCUGCUCUGUUCCGAACUUGGAAACCAUAGAAACAGAGAAAGCAGAGACUACACUGCACAAUUGACUCAAAGCAAAAGACCCAUCACUGGAAACAAGUUUUAGAGAGAGAGAGAAGAGAUGUUUGCAGCAGAGAAUGGACUGAAGGGAGACCCAAGGCUUAAAGCCAUAUCUGAAGCCAUUAGAGUAGUCCCUCACUUCCCUAAACGAGGAAUAAUGUUUCAAGACAUAACGACUUUGUUAUUGAACCACAAGGCCUUCAAGGACACUGUUGAUAUUUUUGUUGAUAGAUACAGGGACAUGGACAUCUCUGUUGUUGCAGGAAUAGAAGCUAGAGGAUUCAUGUUUGGUCCGUCUAUCGCCUUAGCUAUUGGUGCAAAGUUUGUUCCAUUGCGUAAACCUAGAAAAUUGCCAGGGGAAGUAAUUUCAGAAGAUUACGUUCUCGAGUAUGGUACUGAUUGUCUAGAGAUGCAUGUUGGUGCUGUUAAGCCUGGUGAACGAGCCGUGGUAAUCGAUGAUAUAGUAGCUACAGGUGGAACUCUCUCUGCAGCAAUUCGACUUCUAGAACGCAUAGGGGCUGAGGUGGUUGAAUGCGCGUGUGUUGUUGGGUUGCCUGAGGUCGAGGGACAACACAGAUUGAAUGGAAAGCCACUUUAUAUUCUUGUGGAGCCACGACAAGUAGAACAUCGUUGUUAAGGCUGAAUUAUGUGUAGAAAAGUGGUGGUUGGGCCUAUUCUUUUCUUUCUUUUCUUUUCUUUUCUUUUUUGGGUUUUUAGGGGACAACUGAAUCUUUCAGACGCUGUCAGGUUCCAUGAACGGUUUUGAACAAAGCAUGAUUGGGAAAAAAAAGUAUGCUGUAAUGAGAUAUAUGAUAGUCAAUCAUGAAUCACAUAAUGAAUCUACUACUAUCCACAGUUUAGUUGACAUGACAUUUAUUUCACUUUAAGUAUAUAUUACAUAUUUAUCUUUUAUUAUUAUUA
Messenger RNA from Camellia sinensis, 1114 nucleotides. NCBI's taxonomy places the organism in Eukaryota, Viridiplantae, Streptophyta, Magnoliopsida, Ericales, Theaceae. The record is from RefSeq and is a predicted model, not a curated record.